This is a messenger RNA of Magnolia sinica, 753 nucleotides long. RefSeq lists its product as uncharacterized. The transcript has 2 exons. Bases 1 to 753 code for a protein of 250 amino acids. The record is from RefSeq and is a predicted model, not a curated record. NCBI's taxonomy places the organism in Eukaryota, Viridiplantae, Streptophyta, Magnoliopsida, Magnoliales, Magnoliaceae.
AUGACUUUCAUUCAAGAAUUACACAAAAGAGGCAGACUCUCUCCUGGUCUUGGUGCAAUCUUCAUUGCUCUCAUCCCAAAAGUUCUAGGUGCAGCUUCCUUCAGAGAAUUUAGACCAAUCAGUCUAAUAGGGGGCCCAGACAAGAUCUUAACCAAAGUCCUAACCUCUCGGUUGAAGAAAGUCAUUGGCAAGAUAAUCUUAGCAAAUCAAAGUGCAUUUAUCCCGAUAAGACAGAUUAUGGAUUGUGCUCUCAUUGCUAAUGAAUGUCUUCACUCGUGCCAUAAAUCGGGCCUGAAAAGUAUAUUUUGCAAUCUCGACAUAAAAAAAGCCUACAAUCAUGUUGACUGGAACCUUCUCCAAUACAUGCUUGAGCGAAUGGGUUUCAAUCCUAAGUGGAAAGAAGUGUCCCCUGACAGAAUUGAUAAUCUACGCACCACAAUAUGGGGUUUUGAAGCCGUAUCUGGGUUGAGAGUCAAUCUAGCCAAAUCGAAGAUGUAUGGGGUUAAUCUGGAAGAAGAAGAACUAGUCAGCUAUGCGUUGUCCUUUCACUGCUCCUCUACGUCCUUUCUGACCACCUUUACGGGCCUCCCUCUAUGCCUAAGACCACCUGCGAAGUCUCUAUGGAACAAGAUCUCCAAUAGAUUCGAAAAACACCUUGCUAGGUGGAAGUGCCGGUAUCUUUCUCUAGGAGGCCGCCUCACUCUUAUCAAGGCGGCGCUUUCCAAUUUACCUCUAUACUUUGUCUUUAUUUAG